CUGAGAUGGCUUGCAACCAUAGCUGCCAUAUUCCUCAUUGUUGUGGAUAGAACCCACUGGAAGACUGAUCUCCUGACCGGGCUGCUGGUGCCUUACAUCUGGCUCAACCUUCCUCCAAUCCUCUUCGGCUUCUUCAGGUGCUAGUUUUCCAAGUUCUUCUACUUCGGUUUCACGAUUUAGUGUGACAGGGGCGAGGUCGGCAAGUGGAUUUCCCUCAUCACUGUUAUUGUCCGUCUCUUCAUCCCCCGAAAGUUCCCAGGUACUUGAACCAGAAAAGCAUUCAAGUUUCUUGAGUUUUGAGUUCUUGUAACCUUCGCAGAGGAAGCGGAGCUGCCCGUGUCACUCAUCCUCCUCAUCGUCGUUGCUCCAAACCUCCUGGCCAACUCGGUGAGGAACAGCUUGGCUGGGAUAAUCGUGAGCUUGGCAAUCGGCUGCUACCUCCUCGUCCAGCACAUCAACAAUGCCGGUGGCUUCCGCAAGGCGUUCGCCGCCCAAAACGGCAUCCCAAACACCAUUGGCAUCCUCCUCCUCUUCGUCUCGCCGCUCUGGGAGAUCUUCCACCACUACCUCUGAGCUUUGUGUAUAUAGCCCAGCAAGAGCUCCUCUUGGCUAUGCAAUAAGCUCUUUGGGUCGAUCACUUGAUCUCUUUUCUAGCCAUCGUUGCUUGAGAGCUUUGAUCUGGAAGUAUUGCUCGAGACCACCAUGAGCUUCGUUCUCAAAAUAGUCAAACUUGCAAGUUGUUAGCCUCCCACGUUUUAAAUGGUUUAUGCUCGGGGGUGGAGGAGGGCUCCGUGAUUUCGAGUGGCAGAGGCUCUUGAGGCUUGUUGGUGGCUCCAGGGAUUUGGAAAGAGCGAGAGAGCUCCAUGGCGCCAUUCUCGCCUCUCGCAGCGAGCAUGAUGACAGCAGCCGGGGACCUUUUCUCUCGAAUCUGGUGCUCCAAAUGUAUGGCAAGUGUGGAAGUGUGGAAGACGCGAAGGUGGUGUUCGAGAACACGGCCGCGCGGAACAGCUUCUCGUGGACAAUGCUCGUUACUGCAUAUGCCCAGAAUGGGUAUGCGUGGGAUGCGUAUAGAUUGCUGGAAUUGAUGCCGGAGAGAAAUGUUUUGAGCUCCACUGCUGUGUUGAAAGCUUUCUCUGGACGCGGGCUUUGGCUUGAGAGCAAGGCCCUCUUUGAUCAUAUGCCCGAAAGGAACGAAAUCGCCUGGACUGUCAUGGCUGAGGCAAAUGCCCAAAUGGGGCAUUUUCUGGAAGCGAAGAAAGCGUUUGAUUUCAUGCCACUCCAUUGCGUUGUGUCUGCGACAACAAUGAUAGCUGCUUUUAGCAAGCACGGUAAUGUACCUUUUUGCAAAAUGGUUUUCGAUGUAAUGCGCGAGAGAAACUGCCUGAGCUGGAUCACUCUCUCGGAUGCAUUUGCCGAGAACGGGUAUUUUGAGGAAUCUCUUUCGGUAUUCAAGAGCAUGCCAAUGUGGGACAAAGUGUCAUCAACCGCAAUGCUCAAGUCGUGUGUUAAGCACUCUAAGCACGAUCUGGCGAAGAUGAUCUUUGAAACCAUGCUCUACCAGGAUCACGUUGCGUGGACCACGAUGAUCAUAGCAAAUGCCCAAGCGGGGCAAAUGCUUGCCGCGAAACACGCCUUCGAUUCCAUGGAGAAGCGUGAUCUUGUCUCGUGGACAGCAAUGCUGGCGGCGUUUUGCUCCAACGAAGACAUCUCCGCCGCGAAAAAUCACUUUGAUCGAAUGCCUAAACACAGUGUUGUUGCGUGGAACGAGCUUGUCAAAGCGACAAUCACCGCAGGCAUGAUCGAGGAGGGGCGGGCGCUCUUCCACCGGAUCCCACAGCCGGAUUCCUUCUCCUGGACCUCUGCCAUCGCCUCGCUCGCGCAGCGCCGCCACUUUGCCGCCGCGGAGGAGCUCUUCGCCGCCAUGCCCGAGCAGCUUAAGGAUACUGUCGCCCACACGGCGAUGCUUCGAGCGCUGCUCUCUUCCGGCGCGAUCGAUCGAGCAAAGGCCGUGUUUGAUGCCAUGGAGAGGAGAGAUGGGGUGGCCUGGGCGACGAUGCUCCAGGGAUUCGCGCAGAGAGGUCGUAGAUUUCUGGAAGAUGCCGAGAGAGUGUUCUUGGCGAUGCCUUGCAGGAAUUCUUUCUCCUACACGACGAUGGUGGCGGGGUUUUGCGAGGCCGACCGGAUCGAGCAAGCGCAGAGCCUCUUCUGGGCGAUGCCGGAGAGGGACGUGGUGGCCUGGACGGUGCUCCUGGCGGCGAUCGGGCGGGCGGAUCAUCUGCCUCUCUCGCGGGUGAUGGAGCUCUUUGAUUCCAUGCCGGAGAGGAACGUCCUCUCGUGGAAUGCUCUGCUGGGCGCUUGCUCGCGCGGCGAGAGGGACCUCGAUUGCGCCAGGAGCGUCUUCCUCGCGAUGCCGCAACGCGAUCGGGGCUCGUGGGUCGCGAUGAUCGCUGCCGUCGCGCAGCUCGGCGAUCUCGAGGAGGCGCGCUCGAUCUUCGACGAGGCUCCGGAGCAGGCGUCGGGGGCCUGGGCGGCGAUUGUCCAGGGCUACGCGAAUCGGGGGCAGCUGAAAGAGGCGAGGAGGAUCUUCGAGCAAAGCGCUGCUAGCGAUCGAUCGCCCAUAGCCUGGAACGCCUUGAUCGCGGCCUACGCAGAGAAUGGCAACCUUGGCGAGGCGAGGGCCCUCUUCGACGCGAUGCCGUCGGAUUCCCGCGACGCGGCCACGUGGACGGCCAUGAUCGGCGGGUUCGCCCAGCGCGGGAAUCUUGAAAUGGCGGAAGAGCUCUUGGAGAAUAUACCACCGGGGUUUGAAACAAUUGGCGCCAAGAACGCAGUGCUCGCCGGGCACGCCCAGAUCGGCGAGAUGGAGCGAGCUCUGGAAAUCUUCCAAUCCAUGGAAGAGAAGGACGCAGCUAGCUACACGGCAAUGGUGGCUGGAUUCGCCCGCGCGUCCAAUCUCGGCCCCGCGCGCGAGCUCUUCGAUCAAACACCCCACAAAGACAUCGUCGCGUGGAACACGAUCCUCGCGGCUUUUGCCCAGGCCGGGCAUCUCUCGCAAGCGCUGGAGAUCUUCGACAACAUCCCGCGUCCCAAUCUCACGUCUUGGAACGCGAUCAUCGCCGGUUUCGCUCACUCUCACUGCGGCCAAUCUGCGCUCCAGCACUUCCACUCAAUGCUUCUCCACGGGAUCAAAGCCGACGCCACCACCUUCUCGGGAGUUCUUCGCGCUUGCAGCCACACUGGCUUGCUCGAGGAGGCCUCGAGCUACUUCGUGCUACUGGCGAGAGAUCUGGGGGUGAGGCCCGGCCGCGAGCAGUACCAGUGGAUGGUUGAUAUCGUGUCGAGGUUGGGCCAGCUCGAGCUCGCAGAGGAGCUCAUCAAAGCCAUGCCUUUCUUCCCAAACGAUGUUGCGUGGGGGUCGCUCCUCACUGCCUGUGGAACCCAGGGGGAUUUGGAGCGAGCCAAGAGGAUUUCCAGCCACGCUGUGGCUGCCGACGCGAAGAACUCUGGGAGGUAUGUCGCCUUUGCAAACGUUGUUGCCGACCAGAGCUGCUACGCGAAUGGAGGUGACUAGAAGCAAAAUCCAUUUUCUCGUUC
Messenger RNA from Selaginella moellendorffii, 3594 nucleotides. Its product is annotated as pentatricopeptide repeat-containing protein At4g02750. The coding region runs from base 767 to 3571 and encodes 934 amino acids. The transcript is spliced from 2 exons. NCBI's taxonomy places the organism in Eukaryota, Viridiplantae, Streptophyta, Lycopodiopsida, Selaginellales, Selaginellaceae. Gene Ontology annotation, molecular function: protein binding. The record is from RefSeq and is a predicted model, not a curated record.